CCUGACGCAAGACCAGUGAUGCCAUACCACGGUCAUUUCUUGUUAUCCCAUAUCUAACUAAUCUCUGUCUCCUAUUCACCCAUUGCUUUACAAAUUGAAAAGAAAGCAGAGAUAAUGGCUUCGUACCUCGUCACCGGAAGCUCGAAAGGCCUCAAUCUGGGAAUCUGUAACAUCCUUGCUUCCAAACCUCCUUCCGAGGUUUCCAAGGUUUUCACAUCCGCGCGCAGACACACCGAUGCAUUGAAAGACUUGAUUUCACAGUAUCCCGGGCGUGUCGAGUUUGUGUUGAUGGAUGUAACGUCUGAGGAGAGUGUCCAGAAAGCCGUGGAGCAGAUUGAGAAGUCUCUCGGGGGCAAGGGCUUGGAUGUUUUGAUAAAUGGAGUGGGAGUCAUGCCUUUUACACCGGAAGGCAUUCACACAAUGAAUAAUCUCGACUCGACUUUGAAGAGCAAUGUGUUGAGCGCCCACCUGGUGACCAGGAACAUUAUGCCGUUUUUGCAAAAGGGCAACCUAAAAAAGGUUGUUACCAUCUCCACAACACUUGGCUCGAUUACACGGGCGAAGAGAUACCACACGCACAUGCCUACACCAGCCUACAAAAUAUCCAAGGCAGCCCUUAAUAUGCUCAUGGUGCAGUAUUCCUUGGAUUAUGCGGAUCAAGGCUUCACAUUCUUCGUUGUUUGCCCGGGGUGGGUAAAGACGGACCUUGGGGGGAAGGAUGCCGACCUGACCGUGGAGCAAAGUGCAAAUGCAAUACUGCAUAAUAUAUUCAAUUCUACUCAGGCAGAAACCGGAAAAUUCCUGAACAUCCAUGUGCCCGGAUGGGAAAACGCACCGGGCAUCAACCAAUACAACGGAAAUGAAAUUCCGUGGUAGGCUACAGAGGAUACGCGAAAUUAGCGGACAAGGCUAAUUGGAAUUCGAUAAUAUAUGUUGGCAAUAUACAAGUGUUGGACAACCACUAUGGCUUCAAUGGCG
Messenger RNA from Aspergillus ruber CBS 135680, 978 nucleotides. Its product is annotated as short-chain dehydrogenase-like protein. The transcript has 4 exons. Lineage: Eukaryota; Fungi; Ascomycota; Eurotiomycetes; Eurotiales; Aspergillaceae. The coding region runs from base 115 to 876 and encodes 253 amino acids. The record is from RefSeq and is a predicted model, not a curated record.